This is a messenger RNA of Lactuca saligna, 1213 nucleotides long. The record is from the annotation of a GenBank genome assembly. NCBI's taxonomy places the organism in Eukaryota, Viridiplantae, Streptophyta, Magnoliopsida, Asterales, Asteraceae.
AUGUUCAUUGAAGCUUCCACUAGACAGCAUCAACAACAACAAGACGAAGAUGAAGAUGAUGAAAACAUAAGAGAAAUACAUGCCCUAUCGCCACCAUCACUAUCACCACCACCACCACCACAACAACAACAACAACCACCGCACCACCCUCGCCGGGGAGAACCUUGGGAAACAACCAGCCACAGAUCAUCAAAUCUCUCCAUAGGCAGCACGGAAACCGAAAACUUUACCACCAUGAGUAGGGAGUUUAACGCCUUGGUACUUGCAGGAAACGACAUAGAUGUUAAUGAACACAACGAGCCGAUUAGUAACUUGCAGAGGAUCAGGGAGGAAGAAAUUCUGGUGGAAAACAAUCCUUUGGCGAUUGUUGCGGAUAAUAAUCCAAGGGUGGCUUCUCCGACAAGACUUGGUAGCGGUGGCGGCGGCGCUGGUGGUGGUGGUGGGAUGAGUUUGAUAAGUAGUAGCAGUACUGGGGGUACCCAUGCCGAUGUGUCUUCUGUGCAACGGGUGAAGAAAGAGGAGGUGGAAUCUAAGAUAUCGGCAUGGCAGAACGCCAAAAUUGCGAAGAUCAACAACCGUUUCAAGCGGGAUGAUGCGAUCAUCACUGGUUGGGAGAACGAACAGGUUCAGAAGUCCACUUCGUGGAUGAAGAAAAUCGAGAGAAAAUUGGAGGAAAAACGAGCAAAAGCAAUGGAGAAGAUGCAAAAUGAUGUAGCUAAAGCUAGAAGGAAAGCAGAGGAAAAACGAGCAACCGCAGAGGCCAAGAGAGGAACCAAAGUGGCCAGGGUUUUGGAAAUAGCCAACUUGAUGAGAGCUGUUGGACGAGGUCCUACAAAACGAUCUUUCUUUUAACUCCUAUUAUAUAUAAGAAAAUGUGUAAAAAGAUAGAAAGGAAAAAAAUAAGUCGGGUUUGAAUAGUGUAUGCCUUUGUCAUGUAUUGUUUUAAUGAUUUUGAAUUAAAAAACACCCACCCAUAUGAGCUUGGGGGACAGUAAAGGUUUUGUACCCUAAAAGUUCAAGUGUUGGAGGUGAAUUGAUGCGUGUUUGGAUUGAUGCACAAUGAUGAAUCUCUUAUUUGAGCGUGUUAGCAUCGCUAGAAAGCUUGUGAUCUAGAGAACAUUUUGUACAUUUUUUUGGUUAUAAACUAUUUUAUGAUGUUAAAAGUUUUAUAAGUUUGCUACAAGUAGUGAACUUUGCAUUUGCGAUAUUUGUG